Nematostella vectensis (starlet sea anemone) is the source of this 1986-nucleotide messenger RNA. RefSeq names its product E3 ubiquitin-protein ligase rnf8. The record is from RefSeq and is a predicted model, not a curated record. Gene Ontology annotation, molecular function: histone binding; ubiquitin protein ligase activity; nucleic acid binding. Gene Ontology annotation, cellular component: cytosol; ubiquitin ligase complex; nucleus. Lineage: Eukaryota; Metazoa; Cnidaria; Anthozoa; Actiniaria; Edwardsiidae. Gene Ontology annotation, biological process: protein K48-linked ubiquitination; double-strand break repair; ubiquitin-dependent protein catabolic process. The coding region runs from base 26 to 1687 and encodes 553 amino acids. The transcript has 5 exons.
GAAUAACAACAAACCAAAACGCGCAAUGGCCUUCGAGUGCCUCCGAAAAACCGUUCCAGUCGGUGGUAAAAACGACCCGGUUUGUCCUAAUACCAUUUUGCUCCUAAAAGACAAACCCCUUACAUUUGGUAGGGUGAUUUCAACUGAGACAAAUGUCCGUCUCUUAUCAAAACAAACUCCGCUAAUGGUCUCUCGUAAGCAUGCGACAGUAGCGUAUUCGGCGGGUGAAUGGACCAUAGUUGAUCAUGAGAGUCUAAAUGGUGUUUUUAUCAACGGGCGCAAGAUACCUGUAAACUCGCCAGAGCCUUUAAGCAUUGGAGAUAAAAUAACGUUAGGUGUUGCUGUCAAUUCAGGACAUCCUGAGUUUGAAUACGUCUUGGAAAGUAUGUCAAAACCUAAGAAAAGGCAGGCUGAACCCAGCACAGCUAGUGAGGCUAUACCUAACAAGCAACGCAAGGUUUUAUCUGAAAGCGACCGGAGUAAUGUGCAUAGGGAAACUCCAAGUUGUAGUCAUGAUGAAAAAAUCAAAGCUGCAGAACAGAAAAUCAAGAUACUGAAUAAUAACUUGGAGGAAAAAGAAAAGGUUUAUGAAAAAGUUCUAGAGGAGCUAAAAAGAAAAGAAUCUGUAAUGGAAAGUGAACUUUUGCGUCAGAAAGCUUCUUUAGAAAACGAAAAAGAGGAUCUAGAAAGGAGCCUAAAAGAACUUCUUGAAAAGUCUCCCAAGGAAAAGGAAGAGAUGCUAAGUGAAGAGCUAGAGACUCAGAAGGAGUUACUUAUAAAGGAAAAGCACAAAGUCGAGGAAAAACUUCAGAAUGAGCUAAACCAGAAACUGGAACUUAAAGAUAAAGAACUAGAAGAGAAACUUUUGGCCCAAAAGGCAGAUCUUGAGAAAGUCAUAGCUGAGAAGGAAGCUCAACAGAAAGAGCUCCAGCAGGAGCUCAGCAUUCACAAGAGUGCAACGGAAAAACUAAAAGAUCUUGAGGAAAAUGAAAAGAGACUAGUCACUAGCGUGCAAGAGCUACAAAGCUUGAUGGAAAAAAAAGAUCGAGAACUACUGAAGCAAAUGGAAGUUACCAAGAAAGCAGAGGAGGAAGCGAGGAAAUCUGUGGUCGAGGAAAUGGAGGACGAAUUUAGCUGCAUCGUUUGUCAAGAGCUCUUUAUUCGCGCUACCACUCUCACUUGUUCACACUCUUUUUGCGAAUAUUGUCUACAGUCGUGGUUGCGAAAACGGAACACAUGUCCUAUUUGCCGUUGUGCUGUCCAAAGCCAGCCAGUCCGCUCCAUCGUUCUUGACAAUGCCAUAGCUAAGAUGGUGGAUUCGAUGGAUGUGGCGUCCAAAGAGCGGCGGCGGGCGGUUAUGGAGGAACGGGCAGAGAAGAGUAGAGAGUUAGCUCAAUCUUCAGGAUCCCAGAGAACCCCGAUCGUGUUGAAUGAAGAACCCGAAAGGCGGCACGUGAGAGUCAACAACGAGGUUGACGUUUGGGUUGAGCCUCGUCGUAUCCACAACUCUUACUUGCGUGGCAAUAACUCCAGGCAUAACGAGGUGUACGAACGAGUGACGCACUACCAUGACUACAGGAACCAGUACUCGCACAGGCCUCCGGCGUACGGGAACAGAUACACCGGACUCUGCUUUCACUGUGGGAUGCGAGGGCACUGGGCAAGAAGCUGCCCAUAUCGGCGAUGACCGGUAGAACAGCACAGGCACCCUAGUGUAAAUAGCGCAAUUUGGUCUUAUUGGCCGUGGUCGUCUUUAGAACAGUACAUAAUCGAGUUUCUUGGAAUCGAGAAUGCCCAUUGCGUAGGCAUGUUUCCAUGGGGGAGGGGGUGCAUAAGCAAGGGUCAGUAAAUAAAGAGUGCUCAGGCGCAAAGGUAUGUUCCUCUUGGGGGAGGGGGUACAUAAAGAGUGCUCAGGUGCGUAGCCGUUGUUCCCCUUGGGGGAGGGGGUUGCAUAAAGAGUGCUCAGGCGCGUAGUCAGGUUUCCUC